This is a messenger RNA of Stegodyphus dumicola, 867 nucleotides long. RefSeq names its product histone-lysine N-methyltransferase SETMAR-like. The record is from RefSeq and is a predicted model, not a curated record. Lineage: Eukaryota; Metazoa; Arthropoda; Arachnida; Araneae; Eresidae.
AUGUCUCUAAGUGAUGCACCAUGCAGCGGUCGGCUAGAUGCGCUGGUCGAUGAGGCACGGACAGCAACCAUAGAGAGUGACAACAAACAUGCGGUGAGCUUGCUGCACACUUUCAGGCAUCUGAUGAAACGCAGACUCUAUUUGCACCGCAUAGGAAAGGCAUACAAGCUGAGCAAGUGGGUACCCCACUCACUGUCCGAUGCAAACAGCAACAGCAUGUUGCUGCCUGUUUGUCAUUGCUUACUCCGCACUGCAGUGCGUACAUAUUUAAUCGAGUACUCACCAGCGAUGAAAAGUGGGUCCAGUAUGACACACCCAGGCGUUCCAGACAUUGGUUGUCACCACAGGACCCUGUGCCUCACACUUCGAAACCUUCUUCUCCACCCACGCAAGAUCAUUCUCUGUAUCUGGUGGACUAGUCGCCAAGUGGUGCACUAUGAGCUCCUGCCAGUGGGCAAAACCAUCACGGCUGCCCUGUGCUCCCAGCAGCUGGAACGUGUGCAUCAGGUACUGAUGCACAGAGAACCAGCAUUGGUCAAUCGUAUAGAUGUACUCCUCCUCCAUGACAAUGCGAGGCCGCAUAUAGCUCGGGAGGCCAAGGACACCAUCCAGCGACUGUUCUGGGUGGCACUACCUCAUCUGCCAUACUCCCCAGACCUUGUGCCAACAGACUACCACCUUUUCCAUUCCAUGGACAACUAUCUUCAUGGGAAAUCCUUCAUCAACCGGCCUGACCUCGAAAAGGCCCUCACGGAUUUCUUUGCGUCCAAGACUCCUGAGUUUUACUGCAAUGGUAUCGCACAGCUAGCCACUCAUUGGCAAAAGGCACUGGAUGCCGAUGAUGAUUACUUUGAGGAUCAGCGGUGA